AUGCUGGCUGCCAUCUUUGCUAUGCUUGUGGUUGGCUCCUUUGCAGAUGAAUCGAUGCAAGCUUUGGCUGCAGAUGACGAGUCUGUCGCCAUCAACUUGCUUCAGCACAAGGGAACUGCUCAAGCAGAGGCCGACGAUGUGGAGGAAAUGGUGGAUGCUGAGAUGGCUGUCGAGAUGUCUGCUCCAGGAGCGGCCUUCUUGGAGGAGGGCGAGGGACGAUUCAGGUGCGGCAAGAUCUACUGUGCAGACACCAGUGGAACCUCUUGCUGUCAGCAACCCCGAAGCGCCAUAUGCUGCGGACCAGGUUUUCAUUGCCGCAGGGGGAAGCGUGGCCUGGCCAUGUGCAUGUGA
Messenger RNA from Symbiodinium necroappetens, 351 nucleotides. Lineage: Eukaryota; Dinophyceae; Suessiales; Symbiodiniaceae. The record is from the annotation of a GenBank genome assembly.